AUGGAUCAUCAUCGUCCUAGCAGCUGGUUGAUCGCUUUGUCCCUCGUCCUGGUCCAGCUUCUUCUGGAGCCAUUUCCGAGCAGCUGUUUGAGCAUAUCGGCAAAGGAGGCGCAGGGUGUCUACGAGUACGAGCACCACAACAACCUCGAGUUGAAUGUCUUCCUGCAGAAGGUGAGCGCCAAGUGUCCCACCAUCAGUCGUCUGUACCAGCUAAGUGAGAAGAGCGUCAGCGGAUGGCCACUGACCGUCAUCGAGCUGUCUUCCAACCCGGGCGAGCAUCAACUGCUGAAACCGGAGUUCAAGUACGUGGCAAACAUGCACGGCAAUGAGGUCCUCGGUCGAGAGAUGCUGCUCCGUUUGGCGGACUACCUGUGCACGGAGUACCUGAACAACAACCAGGAAAUACAGAAGCUGCUGAACAGCACUCGAAUUCACCUGCUGCCGUCGCUCAACCCUGACGGCUGGGACAUUGCCGCCAGCAACUACAAGAGCAAGGACUGGCUCAUGGGACGGUCCAAUCUGAAUGGCGUCGACAUUAACCGCGACUUUCCCGAUCUGGACGUGAUUGCCUUCCGCCGAGGCAGCAAGGAGGACUUUAUCAACUCGCUGGUCAGCCACAAGAUGCAGCCGGAAACACGGGCAGCGGUCAUUUGGAUUCUCAGCAACCCCUUUGUCCUCUCUGCCAAUCUCCAUGGCGGCGCUCUGGUGGCCAACUAUCCUUUCGAUGAGACCCCUGACGGCAGUACCAACACCUACACUGCGUCUCCCGACGACCAAACCUUCAAACACCUGGCACGAACCUACGCAAACAAGCACAAAACCAUGUCCAAAGAAGGCUCCAAGUGUGACAAUGACGAGGACUUCACCAAACAGGGUGGCAUCACCAACGGCGCCGCCUGGUACUCGGUGGCCGGUGGCAUGCAGGACUUCAACUAUCUGGCUUCCAACAGCUUUGAGAUCACACUGGAGCUGGGCUGCGAGAAGUUUCCGCCGGCAAACAAGCUGCGCGAGGAGUGGGAGAACAACAAAGAGGCACUGGUAGAGUUCAUCAAACAGGCUCACAUCGGCAUCAAGGGCAUCGUGCGCGACACCUUCGGCAAUCCAAUCGACGGGGCUGUCGUUCGAGUGCAGAACUACACCGAUGGCAUUGGGCGAGUCAUCAACCAUGACGUUACCACAACCUCUGAGGGAGAGUACUGGCGCCUGUUGACCCCCGGACUGUACCACGUAAUGGCCGCCAAGCCCAACUACAACCCACAGACGAAGACAGUGCGCGUGGAGGAGGAUCAGGCAAAGAAGUCAAGUGGGGCAAAGUUGGUUCACUUUGUGCUGAAGCCACUCUUCGAGUAG
Messenger RNA from Rhagoletis zephyria (snowberry fruit fly), 1350 nucleotides. The record is from RefSeq and is a predicted model, not a curated record. Lineage: Eukaryota; Metazoa; Arthropoda; Insecta; Diptera; Tephritidae.